UCAGCGAUGAUUAAUCUGCCGUCAAGUACUAUGGGCGAAAUCGGCGAGGUAUUUCCCCAUUUUAAGACCCGUUCAACAGCAAAUUGUAUCUUUGGAUAGGAAGGUUUUGUUCCAAGAGAAGUCCAAGAUGGAUAAGACUGUGAGUCUUAUUGGAAGGUAACACUGGAACUGUUCGCCAAGUUGAAGAUGGAGAAAAUCCCGGAGGUCACAAACCCCCUCCGAGUACACCAAGAUAUCACCAUGGUGAAUGGUCACAGUUCAGAGGUCAUAUCAGAAGAGGAUGAAUACACGGAGGUCAACGGGACGGAGUCGAACCACCACCAGCCGAACGGCGGUACCGACUACCUCAGUAUGAAGAACAUCACAGAGACUAAUCUGAGUAAACUCCACGCAAAGACCGUUGAUCAGGGGAGAGGUCCCACAAAUGGAUUCUGUAAGCUGAGGGUCGGCGCUGAGCAGCUCCGGUCUGAUGAACCAAACCAAGUGCAAUGUCCGAUGAUCGGCUCCCCAAUGAGCCCUAACGGGGACCUGACCAACGGGGAGACCCUGGACCCCAAGACCCUAAGCCUCAACUUGCCUGUGUCGUUGGUAUGUGAGAUACCACAACAAACUGAAGAGGAUCGUUCUAGCAGCAGUCCAACUGUGGUACAGAAGGGAAUCACCCCGGUGGAUGUUACGAUCAGUAUCAAAGAUAAACUGCCUCCUCCGAAGGAGUCGUUACUCUUAAGACUGUUUGAAUCUAAGCUUCUUGAUGCAUCCAUUGCUAUUACCCACUUGUACAGCUCCAAAGAGCCUGGUGUGCAGACUUAUAUUGCCAACAAAUUAUUCAGUUUAGAAGAGGCGGACUUUGACUUCUACUUGCCGCAAGUUCUCAAUAUUUAUCUCCAUAUGCAUGAUCUAGCAGAGGUCCUGCGACCCUACAUUAUUCACCGGUGUAAAUCGAGUAUAGACUUUUCACUGCAAGUAGUCUGGCUCCUUGACGCCUACAUGCAGGAUACGGGGGUCCAGACCCGUAAACACUCACGAGGCACUAAACUCAAGAGACUGAUCUUAUCCGAGGAGUUGAGACCGGCGAGUAAGAGUAGUAAGAAAGAUUGCUCGGGGAGUAGUGUGAGUAACCCACCUCUGAGUCCUACUGUCCUCUCACCGACGAAGAAGACUCAUUCCAGAUCAAGAUCAGACGCUUCUUGUUCUCUUGUCCAAUCAGCUGUCACUCUUCGCCGGGUCAGCAGCACAACCUCAGCAGCCUCUAUGGGUGACCUCUCCUCGGGUCAUGCCUUCGAUAGCGGCUGCACCUGCUUUGAUAACACUGCCAAUGUCUUGAAUGCAAUGAAGGGGAGGUCAAAGGUCAAACUGGAGUGCCAUUGUCAGGCACCAAGGCUAGCCGUUGAGGUUCAGUUUAUCAGUGCACUGAUGGCUAUUGGCAAUAGACUCCAAGGGCUACCUACAAGAGAAAUGAGAACGAGCAGACUGCUAGCAGAAUUAUCGAUGCUCAAUAUGAAUCUUCCAGCUAGGAUCUGGCUCCCGACCCACUCUGACUUUGACUAUCACAUAGUACGCAUUCCUCAUGCGUCUGGAGUUGUCCUCAAUUCCAAAGACAAGGCUCCAUACCUCAUCUAUGUUGAAGUCCUGGAGUGUGAGAACAAGCACACCUCCCCACUGCCUCAGAAGAUCCUGGAGAACACGCUCCGUUACACCAAAUCCGAGGAGAAUCUUCAGAAGUAUUUCCACAGUGACAAUCAGAUAUCGCAGACACCGCCGGGAACCUUCUCUGUCUACCAUCAGAACGACUCGGAUCACGAUUGUUGGUCCCAAGAAGACGAUGAGAUACUACAGUCUUACCAAUAUUCAAAGAAGAACGGUUCAAGUGAUACCAUAUCCCAGAUGUCACAUGACAGUAUAACGAGUACCGAUAGCAGGGAACCAGUGUAUAUCGCUGCAGGAGACGUCAGACGUAGACUAACUGAUUACCUGACAGCACCAAGUACUUACUUCAAGCGAGAUCCUGAGGAUCCAUCAGCCGCUGCUCUGAAGGAACCUUGGGAGGAGAAAGCUAAGAGGAUUCGAGCAUCUUCACCUUAUGGUCAUCUUCCUAACUGGCAUCUCAAGUCGGUCAUCGUUAAAUGUGGAGACGAUCUCAGGCUGGAGUUAUUGGCUUAUCAGCUUCUUAAGCAACUACAGAACAUCUGGAAGCAGGAGCACGUUCCUCUCUUCGUUCGUCCUUCUCACAUCGUUGUGACGUCAAACAACAGUGGACUAAUUGAGCCGAUCAUCAACGCUGUAUCUCUACAUCAGAUUAAGAAGAACAGCAAGGUGUCAUUGCUCCACUACUUCUAUAGUGAGUUCGGUGGGCCUAGCACAGAGGGAUUCCUAACAGCACAGAAGAACUUUGUACAGAGUUGUGCUGCAUACUGCUUGGUCUGUUACCUGAUACAGGUAAAGGAUAGACACAACGGUAACAUUCUACUGGAUCCUACUGGACACAUCAUCCAUAUUGACUUCGGUUUCAUCUUGUCGUCAUCACCGAGGAAUCUUGGCUUUGAAGCGUCCCACUUCAAGCUGACUGCAGAGUUUGUUGAGGUGAUGGGCGGUCUAGGCAGUGACAUGUUUGAAUAUUUCAAGAUCUUGAUGCUACAAGGACUGAUAGCUGCCAGGAAACACCAAGAUAAACUGGUUCAACUAGUAGAGGUCUUGCAGUCAGGUUCCCAGUUGACGUGUUUCAAGCAAGGAGCGAGUACAGUCCGAGCCUUCCGAGAUCGAUUUCACAUCAAUCUGACUGAGGAACAGCUUCAACUAUGGACUCAGAACAUGGUGGAGUCCAGCAUGCAUUCACUCACCACUAGACUGUAUGAUGGAUUCCAAUAUCUCACCAACGGAAUCUUCAUAUGAGUGUCUAGGAAUGACCCGGUGAAUCAUCAUUGGGCAUGUAUGCUUUGUUUUUUGAAGGGCAAGGGCACCAAUGCAUUUUUCCUCGGAAAGGGGAAAUGAGGAAAUUGUAAAUUUCUACUGAAGCAUUUCGAGGCCACCAAGGCAAUGACCAGGGGGCAUGGAGGCAACCAGUGGACGCCCCAAACCACUUACUCUUAGCAUGACGCCUGGCACACUAAUCUUAUCAGAGUCGAAACAUUUGGGAGUUGAGUUUCCAUACAGUGGGAUAUUUUGAUAGAUUUGGCAGUGUACGCCCAAACCAACUACUCUUAGCAUGAAGGAUGACACACUAAUCUUAUCAGAGUCAAAACAUUUGGGAGUUGGGUUUCCAUAGAGUGGGAUAUUUUGAUGGAUUUGGCAGUGUACCCCCAAACCACCCACUAUUAGCAUGACACCUGGCACAUCAAUCUUAUCUGAGUCAAAACAUUUGGGAGUUGGGUUGCCAUAGAGUGAGAAAUUUUGAUGGAUUUGGCAGUGUAUGCCCAAACCAACUACUCUUAGCAUGAAGGAUGACACACUGAUCUUAUCAGAGUCCAAACAUUUGGGAGUUGGAUUUCCAUAGAGUGGGAUAUUUUGAUGGAUUUGGCAGUGUACCCCCAAACCACCCACUAUUAGUAUGACACAAGGCACACUAAUCUUAUCAGAGUCAAAACAUUUGGGAGUUGGGUUUACAUAGAGUGGGAUAUUUUGAUGGAUUUGUGAUACUGAACCCUCUAACUGCCUUUUCUUAGCUUGAGAACUGCCUAUUCUUAGCUUGAGGCCUAGCUGGCACAUUUUUGUGUUGAAAUGUUGAGUUCCUGUAAAUUGGAGCAUUUUGAUGGAAUUAGGGCCGUGCCGGGACACUUUCAAAGUUAACUUCCUCUUUAAUCAUGAAUAUUCAUGUAUUGUAAAUAACUAGCAUAUUAAUAACAAUUAAUUUGCAUGUGUAUACAGUGUAUAGAAUGUACAGAUAUACAGCUACUGAUAUUUUAUAUGAUGUUAUAGGACCCUGUUGGCAAUGGGCAGAUGAUCUUAGUGAAUUGAAUUUCUAAAAACGACUGGCUGUUUCACAUCUUCUAGGGGAGUCCACAAAAUGCAUGGCUGUUCUAAAUCCAUUUUGGGUAUCUAACCUCAUUUAUAAAGAAUGCUACUUCAUGUAUGCAUGGCUGUUCUAAAUCCAGUGGGGUACGCUUCUCUUUUCUAAAAUGUACGCCUUCCUGUUGUUAGUUGUAAAUUGUCUGUUAAUGGCUUUUCUCAAUCCAGAGGGGGGUAGUUUUAAGAGGGUUGCAGGAGUGAGUGGAUUUAAGAAUUGACAUGACCACCAUGCAUUUCAAAAUCUGUUAUUUAUUCUGCAAAUAAUAAACAAAAGAGGGGAACAUCAAACCUGGGCCCAUGUUCAUAGAGCUGUUUACGUAUAAAAAGUAGCCAAGCAAAGCAAUAUUAUGCUUACCAGAUUAAGGUUACCAGCCAAACUACCAUGUCACAUGUACAAUUUGUGAUUGGUAUCCUGCUCAUUUCUGCUAAAACAGACAAUACAAUUUGGUCCCUUUACUGGGGUAAUAAGUUGCUGACAAAUGGACUCGACUCCCUCUAGAGUUUGAACUCUCCCCCGUCAACUUUGGAAGUACAAUGUUCAAAAACUAAACAGUGCACUGUUGUUACUUUUCCCUCACACUGCAGUGUGAGGAAAAACUUGUUGAAUUUUGUCAGUUAAUUAUUCGGUGUCCAGAUGGGACAAUAAUCAUCCUGUUGGUAUUAAAAUGUUCUUAUGUCGGCAUUAUGGUAAAGUAACACAAAAAGUAAUAUAAUAGUCAAUUUAAUUUAUUUAUGUAUAUGCUUUAUUAUAGGAACGGGUGUAUUUUGAGAAAAUUCCACUCGCAAAUAUUUAAGAUAUAACGGUCCAAGUUGAUCAUAAUAUUUGAACAUUCUUGAUCCGAUUUAAACAUUUGGACAUCUGUCAUUUUAUGAAUGCACUGUAGAUUUGGUCAACUUUGUUUAAUGUGUGCCUGUCACAAAAAUAAAUGCAAAUAUGUAAAAACAAAUUAGUAGUUAUUGUAGAUGAAAAUUGGCAAAAACAAUGCAAGAAUUUGUGUAAAGAAACUUGAACUGUGGCGAUUUAGACGGAGAAACUUGUCCGUCAUGAUGAGUUGAGAUGUUCAUUUCUUCCAUGUGAGGAAAUGUGGGUUCAAUGUCUGAUGUUUAAGAAUGGUAUUAGCUUUUUAAUCUGGGCCCAAUUUCAUAAAGCCUAUUAGGGUAAAACAAAAAACUUGCUAAGCACAGCAGAAAUCUUGCUUAACAGAAACUGGUGACCAGCCAAAAUUCCACAAUGUUUACACUGUUGCAACUGGUGGCUGGUGCCCUGCUAAUGAUUUGCUUUUAAACAAAGACAUUUGCUUAGCAGUCUUUUCUGCUUAACAGCUUUAUGAAAUUGGUCACAGGUCUCAUGUUGAGUGGGUCCAAACUUGCCCUAGGCUAGGUUUUCACUAAGCACUUAGAUUCAUCUUAAGAUGAGUUGUUAUUAUUACCAUAGUGAUUUGUACAGACAAUACAUUUUGCUUAGUCAUUUAAGAUCAAUCUCGGUUCUUUCUGAAAUCAAGCCAUGAAGUCUUCUAAUCUUAUUAAUUGGCAAUUUUGUAAAGUUGGUGAAGUGCAUCAAUGCAAACAUUGCUUGAAAGUUGGGUUAGACAACAUUGCAAUACCUUUUUUUUUUGAAAGCCCCUUGAUAAUUCCCGUUUAUGCUAUGUCAUAUUUUGAUUUGAUGUGACCUUAAAAUGACCUCCCUGACUUUUGUGAGGGGUCGUGCGAAGGAAUGACUUGAGAAUGGUUUCAAAAUGACCUUGGAGUUGUGAUAUAGAUCAAGGAGGAGUAGACCUGGGUGUAUGUGGUCUGAGAAUUGCAUGUUAAUGAUUGUCAGGAAAGUGACCCAGGUGGUAUGACCUUAAACUGACCUCUGACCUCUAAUGAUUAGUCUCCUUAUGGCCCAUCCUUUCUGGUGUGUAUUUGUGUUGUGUUUGAUAAGUUGGCCCAUAUUGGAGACUACUUCAGUGGGGGUGUGUUUAGUAGAAACCUUGAUCUAGCUGCGGCCAUUUUGUUUUUCUCUCUAACCAAAACGAGGCUGAGGAAAAAAUAGUCGGGUCCUUAUUUGGUACAUUGAUCCAUGUCUGAGA
Messenger RNA from Asterias rubens (European starfish), 6074 nucleotides. RefSeq names its product phosphatidylinositol 4-kinase beta-like. The transcript has 15 exons. The coding region runs from base 187 to 2889 and encodes 900 amino acids. NCBI's taxonomy places the organism in Eukaryota, Metazoa, Echinodermata, Asteroidea, Forcipulatida, Asteriidae. Gene Ontology annotation, cellular component: membrane; cytoplasm. The record is from RefSeq and is a predicted model, not a curated record. Gene Ontology annotation, molecular function: 1-phosphatidylinositol 4-kinase activity. Gene Ontology annotation, biological process: phosphatidylinositol phosphate biosynthetic process; phosphatidylinositol-mediated signaling.